This is a messenger RNA of Epinephelus moara (kelp grouper), 2161 nucleotides long. RefSeq lists its product as uncharacterized. NCBI's taxonomy places the organism in Eukaryota, Metazoa, Chordata, Actinopteri, Perciformes, Serranidae. The transcript has 4 exons. The coding region runs from base 138 to 851 and encodes 237 amino acids. The record is from RefSeq and is a predicted model, not a curated record.
GCUGCAGCAAAUACAGAGAAAAACAAAUAAGGUGAACAAACACGUGAACAAAGACUUUCCAGGAGGGUGCUGAGCAGGAAGCCCACUUUCUGCUGAGAUGAACUGACCUGUUGACGCACUCCACUGAGAACUCCAGGAUGAGGAAGGACAGACGGACCCAUAUGAUGUGGUUACUUUUACUUUGCAUAUUGCUCCUAGACUCAUGUACAGCCACUGACUCCUGCACAGCUGCGUCUGAUUGGUCUGACUGUUUCAUUGUUGGCUUGAUUGGUGGCUUAGCUUGUGGCCUGCCAUUGAUUAUAAGUGUCCUUAUUGUCUUGAGAUGCAAAAAUUCAACAAUCAGGUCGUAUAUUUUCUCUGCAAAAAGGGAUGAUCUGAGUGAAAAAAAGGCUCAGCUGCAGAAACAAUCCCAGAAGACACAAGAAGAACUGGCUGCAUGGGCGGUGGUAUUAACUCCACUGAUGGAUCUGAAGAGGGGACUGUUGAGUCAAAGGGAAGAAUUCAGACUGCAGCUAGAAGAGACAGACAGAGAGAGGGAGGAGAGCAAGGAAAAGCUUCAGUUAGUGGAGGAGGCAAUAGCAGAGAGUGAGAAAGAAAAUGCAACUGACAAAACAGAAGGGUACUUGAGAGAAAAACAAAGCCUGUUAAAGGCUCAGUGGAAACUGGAGAAGAGAAAGGAAGAACUGGAGAACCAGCAACUGAACAUGGAGAAACUGCUGCAGAAAACAGAGGGUUUAAUAGCAACAAUAACAGAGAGACAGAGGAAAGUGGAGAACCACAUGGAGCUGAUUAACUUGCACCUGGAAGAGGUAGAAAGUCAGGAUGAUAAAGUUCAUCAAAACAGAGAGUAGUCAGAAAUAGUAUCAUGUAUACCUGUACAGUCAAUACUGUUUCCUUUCUGCUGGGUCAUUAUUAACACUUUUAAUACUAAGUGACCCUCACAGACAUUUUUGUUUAUACAAAAAAAAAAAAAAUUGUAGUAGUUGUAAGUAAAAAUGGUCCCACUUUAAAGAUGUACGUACAUUUUGACUCAAUCCUAAAACAAAUACCAAUAAGAUUAAAUACGCCUGUAUCAUAAUUUUGAUAUGGGUCAUGUAAACCGCAUAUUGCUUUUGGGCCUUAGUCUGAAUUUAACAUUUCUGUUCUGUGGACUUGUCUCCAGCUAGUUUGAAGUUUGCAAUACAUGGCCUCUUGACUGUUUGUAGUCAGCUCUGUGCAUCGCAUACAAACCAGCUAGCUAGCAAGGUUGAGGUAAUGACACAUGACUAAAAGAAGCACUCACGUAUCUGGUUGGUUGAAGGACUGAAAGAAAUAGGCUAUGUUCCCAUGGUCAAACAAGGCCACCAUCAGUGGAAAACCUUUUAAAAUCCUGAGGCAAAGAAGCAAAAUUGCACAAGCAGCUCCAGACAUUUUACCCAUUUAUAUUUUGACAUGAUAAACAAUGUUAGGUCAUGUUAAUCGGAUUAUGUAUGGCUGCAUGUAAAUGAGAAUAUUAGUUAUUACUAAAGUCAUGCAAAUGACUUACUAAUAACAUAGUCUUUUUUCGGAUUAAGGGCAAAACUAAGUGCAUAUAAUAUUUGAUAAUAUUUUUAUUCAGUGCCACCUAACCACCCUGAAGUGAUAAUACACAUUUUCAGGGUUUUCCUGCUACAACGGACAUCCUCCAUUCCAUUCAAUUAUCUGUAGGUGUGAAUGUGGGUGUGAAUGGUUGUCUGUCUCUAUGUGUCAGCCCUGUGAUAGUCUGGUGACCUGUCCAGGGUGAACCCUGCCUCUUGCCCAGUGUCAGCUGGGAUAGGCUCCAGCCUCCCUGCGACCCUCAAGAGGAUAAGCAGUUACGGAAAAUGAAUUAAUGUAAUACUAUGGUGAUUUGCUUUAUUCCUCUGUAAAAAAAAAAAAAAAAAAUCACAUAUGACUGUGUGUGUGAGAGAUUAAUGUGAUCUCAAUCCUUGAUUGUAUCUGUCCGAAAUUAUUUUUUCCAUCAGAAUUAAAGCAGUAAAUCCAAUUAAGGCUUUUACUUUUGUAUUUUAUGAAAACAGUAAAAGGAAAAAUGACAGUCGAUGUAAAAUUAUAGACUCUAUUAACAACUAUGGAAAGUAAAUCAAAGAAGCCUAACUGUCUGUCCUCUUUAUUAAACUUCCAAUAAAGUGAUUACAAAUCAUGU